Candida albicans SC5314 is the source of this 2283-nucleotide messenger RNA. RefSeq lists its product as uncharacterized. Gene Ontology annotation, molecular function: RNA binding. The transcript has 3 exons. The coding region runs from base 1 to 2283 and encodes 760 amino acids. NCBI's taxonomy places the organism in Eukaryota, Fungi, Ascomycota, Pichiomycetes, Serinales, Debaryomycetaceae. The record is from RefSeq and is a predicted model, not a curated record.
AUGGCCCCGCCUAAAAAAAUGUCCUUACAGGAGUUUUUCGAAGAUGAAUCCUUUGGUGGAUCUUGGGCAGACGCAGAUGUUGACAUGGCGUCAAUUUCUGUUCCAAUUGAAAAAGGAUCAUUUCACGAUGGAGAUGGAUUCAAUCAACAUCAUUUAGGAGACCCAGUUAUUUCAGGACCUCCCUAUAUUAUUAAAUUAUUAAACUUACCCGUCACAGCUAAUGAUUCAUUUGUCCAAGACUUGUUUCAAAGCAGAUUUACCCCAUAUGUCAAAUUUAAAAUUGUAACAGACCCCGCAUCAAAUAUUUUGGAGACUCAUGUCAUUAGACAAGUGGCUUUUGUGGAAUUGGAAUCGGCCAGUGAUAUGUCAAAAGCUUUAAAAUGGCAUGAUUUGUAUUAUAAGGCAAAUAGAAGAGUAACUGUUGAAGUGGCAGAUUUUAAUGAUUUUCAAAAUUGUAUUAAAUUCAAUCAAGAACAUGAACGUGAAAUUAUGCAAAUCCAACAAGAAUUCAUUGCUCAGAAACAACAACAACGGCAACCCAGACAUAUGGCUCUUUUAGAUGAAUUUGAAAGAAACCAGCGCGGUCCUGGAUCACCCUUGCAUCAAAACCAUGAUCACCACAAUCCCCACCCACAACAACAACAACAACACCAUCAUUUCAAUCCUAAUUUAAACAGACCUUCAGGUAGAUCAAGUCUUCCAAUAGAUGAAACGUCUCAUUCAAGAAGACUUUCUUUUGAAGCUCAAUUACAUCCUCAUCAACAGACCCAUGGACAGCGUAUUAGACAACCAUCUUUUGACAAUGCAUUCCCAGACACUCCUCAUCCACCAUUUGGUGGUGGUGGUGGUAUGCGUCAACAAAUCCAUCCUACAAACCAACCAGCAGUUCCAAGUAGUGCUCCUGCGCUGAAACCUUUUGUAACACCAAUUUCGUCAGCCAGUACUUCUUCUAGACCCAAAUCAAAUCCAUUUGGAGCUGCGAAACCCGUUGAUACUUUAUCUAAACAACAAGAGAUUGAGAAGAAACUAAUCAAUUUGAAUAAAACUACAGUACAGACUUUAGGAGAUGUAGAAACCCCUGAAGAAGUUCAAGCAACUAUUAAAAAAUUUCAUGAAAAUGGUUCACCAAAAUUGAGAAGAGCUUCGGUAGGUACACCAAGAAGAUUAUCAUCAGAAAAGAGACCAUCAGUAUCAAUUUUAAGAAGAGAUUUACCAGAGAGACAACAACCACCACCACCACCUCAACAACAACAACAACAGCAACCUCCACAACAACAAGAUCAGAACACAAAGCAAACUGCAUUACAUCAACCAGAUCAACUACAAAAUCAUUCAUCAAAUAUUUCUCUGACCCAACCUUCUGGAGAAUCACCUUUGGCAGAAACUCAAUCGUUAUCAACUAACCCUUAUACUUCUAAUGGAACAGGUAAAUCUUUAGCACAAUUGUUAAGUGAACAAUCAGAUAUUAUGUCCGCUCCACCUAUAACUGGUAAGAAAACACCCAGAAGUAAUAGUAAUACUAAAAAACCAGUAGUGGCUGCUAAACCUGUUAUUUUGAAGAAGAAAACACCUACAUCACCACCAGUUCAAAGAAUUGAUUUAACAAUUAAAGAAAGUGAAUAUUUGAAGAAACAGGACGAAACUGAUGAUUUGAUUGAUGCAAAUGUUGAAACCAAAUUGGAAAAAUUGGAUUUGAAUAGUGAGACAUUACUGGAAAAUGGAACUAAAGAAUCAACAAAGACAAGAAUUGAUAAUCCUAAACGAGAAAAUGAUCAACAUGAUGAUCGUCCAAACUUUAAAAAUUUGGAUCAAUUAGUUCAGAAAAGAAAUGAUAGUCGAGCAUCAUCUUCUUCUUCAAAUAGUAGAAGAUUUGAAUUUAUUCGAGGAUUAAAAGAAGAAAAUGAAAGAGUCCCAUCCCCAUCCUCCUCCUCUUCUUCUUCUUCUGCCACCAAGACUUCCCAGAACAAUUUUGAAAAAUCACUGGAAUCAGCAAUUUCAAGAACUGAUGAUCAGCAAGAUUUGUCUUCUACUAACACUGGGUCAGAAGGUAGAAUGUGGGAAAGAGGAAGAGGUAGAGGUAGAGGUGGUUUCAGUUUCAGAAGCAGAGGUGGUUUCAGAGGUAGAGGAGCUGGGUUUAGAGGUAGUGGUAGAGGUGGCCCAAGAAGAAGAGGGGGCAAUGGUGCUAGUGGUGCUGGUGGUACUGCUAGUGGUAGUACCGGCAGUGCCAAUUAUAACCUUCAUUAUGUAAGAUCAAAACCAACUCCCGUUGAAACCAAUGAGUAA